AUGAGUGAAGAGAGUGAAUUUCAAAGAUUGGAAGCUGAGCAAGACGCUGAUAAUUAUCAGGUCAAGGCUAAGAAAACUGUGGAUGAAUAUAAAAAACUUGAUGCCGAGGAUCAAUCGCUAGCCAAAUGGAAAGAAUCAUUAGGGCUUGGCUCUGAUGUCCUGCCUUUGGAGUUCCCUGGUGAUAAGAGGAAGGUCGUGAUUCAAAAGAUUCAAUUGUUGGUUAAUACGGAACCACAACCAAUUAUGUUUGAUUUGACAAACGAACAAACUAUUAAAGAAUUGGCUUCCAAACGUUACAAGAUCAAAGAAAAAUCGAUCUACAAGCUAAGGAUCACUUUUAAGGUUCAGCACGAAAUCAUUACUGGUCUGAGAUACGUGCAAUACAUUAAGAAAGCAGGCAUUGCAGUUGACAAAAUUGACGAUCAUCUCGGUUCUUAUGCUCCUAGUACAAAGACGAAACCAUUCUACGAAGUAGAGCUACCUGAGAGUGAAGCUCCCAGUGGAUUCCUGGCUAGGGGAAACUAUAGUGCUGUGUCAAAGUUCAUUGAUGACGAUAAAACCACGCAUCUUACUUUAAACUGGGGUGUGGAAAUCACAAAAUCCUGA
Molecule: messenger RNA, 606 nt
Organism: Torulaspora delbrueckii
Lineage: Eukaryota; Fungi; Ascomycota; Saccharomycetes; Saccharomycetales; Saccharomycetaceae
Gene: RDI1
Product: Rdi1p
Exons: 1
Coding region: 1-606 (201 amino acids)
Biological process (GO): Rho protein signal transduction
Cellular component (GO): cytoplasm; membrane; cytosol
Molecular function (GO): Rho GDP-dissociation inhibitor activity; protein binding
Source: RefSeq, a predicted model, not a curated record